Molecule: messenger RNA, 1790 nt
Organism: Drosophila obscura
Lineage: Eukaryota; Metazoa; Arthropoda; Insecta; Diptera; Drosophilidae
Product: probable tRNA (uracil-O(2)-)-methyltransferase
Exons: 1
Coding region: 44-1672 (542 amino acids)
Biological process (GO): tRNA methylation
Molecular function (GO): tRNA (uridine) methyltransferase activity
Source: RefSeq, a predicted model, not a curated record
UUUCCCGCCAUCAAAAAAGCUAGCUUGUUUGCACUAACUUGACAUGUCAGCGGUCGAGGAGCAGCAAUUCUGGGUGGCGAUUGGAAUUUUAAUCAAAAACUAUCAUGCCCUUAAUAAAAAGAUAUUCGGAGUGGUCAUCACCCAAGUUCAAAAGCAGCAAGAUGAGCAGCUAUGUGAUUCCACACAAGAUGAGCUGGAGAUGACCCUGAGGGAGCAGCCGGAGAGACGCACGUGCAAAGGUUUCAGGAUUGGCUUCAAAUUGCUGCCCAAGAAACUAAAAGAAAACAUACUGGCCACCGGAUUUGUAGGUGAGACGAUCGACACAUUCAAUUAUCUAUUAUUUUUAUUUUUAAAUGUAUUGACAGACUUUCAGGAACGCCACUACAAGUGCCUGUUUGCCAGCGAUGAUUUUGAAAACUUUUCGGUGCGGCUCAAUGGCGGCCAGUUAGAAGUGGAGUCUAAGCAGACAGAAUGGCAGGAAUUUUCACUUAAAUCCAAGCUGCUAAGCUGGUCGCAAAGUAAACAAGACGAUACCAAGGUUAAGUCGCUCGGCCUGGUCAAUGUGGAGAAGUACAAUGAUUUGUAUAAAGAGCUGAAACAGAAGCAUGCCCAGCGCCUGCUGCAGUACUGGCAGACGGCACAAGAGUCCACAGAUCCGCUAAAGUUCAUAUACGAGGAUCUGGCCAUAGCAGCGUACCUGAUUGUCCUGUGGGCUCAGACGCAAACAGAGCCCAAGGCUUUUGCCGAUCUGGGCUGUGGCAAUGGCCUGCUUGUGCACAUUCUCAAUGCCGAGGGCUACAAAGGCUAUGGCUAUGAUAUACGGAAACGCAAGCUGUGGUCCCUCUAUCCGGAGGAAACUAGCUCGAACCUGAUUGAACAGGCAGUGGAGCCGAAUAGCUUUGGCUUGGAUUUUCCAGACAUUGACUGGCUGAUUGGUAACCAUUCCGAUGAGCUCUCCCCCUGGCUGCCUGUGCUGGCGGGGCGCCUGGGCACGCAUUUCUUUCUCUUACCCUGCUGUCCGUACGAGUUGAGCGGGGCCAAGUUCCAGCGACGAAACACUAGCAUAAGUGCCUAUCAGGACUUUUUCCAUUAUGUUUUAACGGUGUCCGAGCAGUGUGGCUUCGAGACGCUUCAGGAUCGCCUGAAAAUACCAAGCACCAAGCGCUUGGCAUUGCUGGGCCUCAAACGGACCACAAGGGAUACGCAAAAUCUGGAGCAUUUUGUUCAGGAAGAGCUGCAAAAGUACAAAAUAGGCGAUCCGAACGACGAGACGAUCACCAUAAAGCUGCGCGAGAAGGAGGAAAGGGUACGGAAUUGCACUCAAGUGGAUAGAUGCAUUAUCGAUGGCCUGGUGCUAAAGAUCUUUCGCUUGCUGCUUGCCAGCCACGAGGACAGUUGGUCCGGCCGUCUGUCCAUGCGACAGAUUGCUCAGACUCUGACCAAAGAGGAGCUGAGCGGCAUCAAGGCAGAGUGUGGUGGCAUUAAGACGUUGCUGAGGAACAAACACGAGGUAUUUCAGUUCUGUGGCGGUGAUCUGUUCGGCAUACGCAAACCCCAGACGACUGCAGUGCCACAUCCCCGCCUGACCACCAAGAAGCGAGACUGCUUCUUCAAGCUCCAUCAUCCGUUGGGCUGUCCCCUGGACGAUGCAGAGUGCACCUUCAUACACUAGCUAAGGGCCGGAGAGGAUGGCUAUUGUAUAAUUUAUUUAUUUUGUGCCGCCUCUAUGCUCAGCGCACUUAAAUUGUUCCGAUUAUAAUGUGAAAUAAAUUGAAGCUUGUGUUUUAUAU